This is a messenger RNA of Diaporthe citri, 552 nucleotides long. RefSeq lists its product as uncharacterized. Gene Ontology annotation, molecular function: structural constituent of ribosome; snoRNA binding; rRNA binding. Gene Ontology annotation, biological process: rRNA processing. Gene Ontology annotation, cellular component: Mpp10 complex; small-subunit processome; small ribosomal subunit. NCBI's taxonomy places the organism in Eukaryota, Fungi, Ascomycota, Sordariomycetes, Diaporthales, Diaporthaceae. Bases 1 to 552 code for a protein of 183 amino acids. The transcript is spliced from 4 exons. The record is from RefSeq and is a predicted model, not a curated record.
AUGGUCAGAAAACUCAAGCAUCACGAGCAGAAGCUGCUCAGGAAGACAGACUUCAUCACCUACAAGCAGGACAAUGGCCACCGCGACCACAAUGUCAUCCGCCGUUAUAUGAUCCAGAAGCCUGAGGACUACAACAAAUACAACAGGUUAUGCGGCUCACUGCGGCAGCUGGCCCACCGGCUCUCACUCAUGCCCCCAGAGAAUGAGGUCCGAAGGAAGCAUGAGAAGCUCCUGUUGGAGAAGGUCUACGACAUGGGCAUCCUGUCCUCCACCUCUAAGCUGAGUUCCAUCGAGCACGGCGCGACCGUUUCUGCCUUUGCACGGCGGCGCCUUCCUGUCGUCAUGACACGCCUGAGGAUGGCCGAGACCAUUCAAGCUGCUACGAAGAUGAUCGAGCAAGGCCAUGUUCGUGUUGGAACGGAGACAGUCACCGAUCCGGCAUUUCUGGUCACCCGGCAGCUCGAAGACUUCGUGACGUGGUCCGUCGGUAGCAAGAUCAAGCGCAACAUCAUGCAGUACAGAGACAAGCUGGACGACUUCGAGCUGCUAUGA